This is a messenger RNA of Linum trigynum, 2157 nucleotides long. The record is from the annotation of a GenBank genome assembly. NCBI's taxonomy places the organism in Eukaryota, Viridiplantae, Streptophyta, Magnoliopsida, Malpighiales, Linaceae.
UUUAAAAACAUAUUUCUCUCCACUCAUAAAGAAUUUUUACGUUGAAGAAUAAACACAACUGAAAAUUACUACUACUUAAAUUGGUAGUGACUUAACAAAGAUGUUGUAUUGAUUUUAUGUCCCCUGGUAGUAAUUUUAUUAUCAUAAGUAGCAUUUUAUAAUUAGUAGGUAAUUGAUUGUUUUACAGAAUACUACUAAUAGUUAUCAAAUAUCACUGCAAGUAAAUAAGAAUCUUUUUUUUAUAGUGCAAGUAAAUAAAAAUCACUACUAAUACAUAUAAAAUCACUACUACACGAAAAAGAGAUUGAAAAGAAAAAAAUGUGCUUCGGAGCUCUCCCCUCUCUCCUCCGUCAGGGGAGAGAGCUUGGAUAUCUCCUGGCCUCCAUGAUCAACGCGAUCUUCCCGAGAUGUCUUCGGAAUCAGGGCGUCCAUUGUGUGUGGUCGCCGGGUGCUCAGCAGAGCCGUUUACCUACAAGAUUAGAAGGUAAGGUUUGUUCUAGUAUGCCGUCCAAGAAUGCUUUGCAAGGACGCAGAGGCGUUUACCGGAGCAGGUGUGGCUUGGCGGCUGCAAGUUCGUGCCAUCCAAAGGAUGGUCAUCGAAAGUGGAAGCUUGGGUUUAUCCUGGCUGAGAACUUUGUUCUUGAUAACAUGAAGCGAAAAAAACUAGCCAAGAUAGCAGUUUGGCGAUUCGUCAUCCCUUCCAUGGAGGAUUGGGAACCUGAGGCACAUGAUCAACUUCCGGAGCCGUCAAAUUUGAUGGGGUCUGUAACCGGAGUAUAUCCAGUCUCAGAGGCUUAUUUUAAUGGUGCGCGGUCAGAGGUUGCCUCGCAGAAAACCGAUGAAAAGAAUCUGUUCGCUGGUUCAUGUCCAGUGGACUUACAGCUGGGAGAGGAGUCCCGACGUUCGCUGAUCAGUGUCUCCGGUGAGAUUUGCUGGGCCGCCUAUCAGCCCAGAGUUGGCUUCCGAUUUCGUCGGAUAGCAGUUGGGGGGAUAUUUAUUAAAAAUCUUUUUUCCAAUUCCGUUGGGAUUUCUCCUCAUUUGGGUAGAAUUCCGAAACGGGUAAAGAAGAGUUCCUCUUUGAGGCGAACUCAACCUUCUGUUACCUCUGUGAUACCGAAGAUCACUGGGGGAAGAUUUGAUCACCACUAUAAAGGACUAGCUUUGUGGCCGACUAAUCUCACUUUUCCUUUGAGAAUUCUGUCGACGACAAAAACGGUGGUUGCUCCUUCUUCUCCCAGGCGCGCUUUCGGCACAGGUAUGGUUCUUGAUUCUCAUCAGUGUAGUUGCAGUAGCUAUGUUACUAUCGUCAAUCCUCAGAGCACAGGGCCUUCUCUUGCUCUGGAGACCCUCUCUUGUGAGCGGGAAUCGUACCCAUUGAAAGGCUCGAAUGAGCCUGAGCUGUUCGCUUUUUCGCAGCUGAAGUUUCCCUUGGUUUCUAACCACUCUUCUUCGCAGGACAACAUCAUGGACCAUAUUUCGAAUGACCAAGUAGUUCAGUUUUCAAUGGAGGAGGUACAAUGUUCAAGGUACCGUGCUGCACACUCUCUACUUGGUCGGGUCUUCACGGAGAACAGAAUCUCCACUACGGAGCUCCGGGAAUCUAUGAUUGCUCCAUGGCUGAUUCAGGGGCGAAUCCGAGUAGUCCAGGCAAAGCAUGGACUUCUUGAAUUCAUGUUACCGAAUGAGGAAGCUAAGACUACGGACACCAUGGGUUAUCAAUGAAAAGAUCAUCAAUCUUCGGGCAUGGGCACCGAUCAUCACGAAGCAGACUUAUGAUGAUCUCGCUGUUGCUCCGUUUCGUGUUCAGCUGUGGAAUGUCAAGGAAGACUGAUGCACACAACAGUUCGGGAGGAAAAUGGUGCAAAACACUAUUGGGAAGGUUCUAGAGUCAGGGGUGUUUGCCUGCCAAGACUCGGGUUGCUGGUUCGUGAAGGUUAAGGCGCUCAUUGACUUCUCCAAGCCUCUCCGAUCACAGAUCCUUGCAACAAAUGAUGAGAUGGGUUGUUUCUGGGUCAGCCUAAAAUAUGAACAUUUGCCGAGUUUUUGCUUCCAUUGCGGCCGCAUGGGGCACUCAAGCCGAUCAUGUGCCUUCGACCCUCCAGCCCAGAAAGAGAAGUUCGGUCCUUAUAUGAGCACCAAGAAAUUGGGGACUCGGAU